AAAAUCGAUCAGCAAUUGGUGGGGCGGCUAAGUAAACGUGGCUACUCGUUUUCCCUGCACUACAGAGUGCACUUAUUCGGCUUCGUCAGAAUAAAAUCAAAGAAUCGUAGAAUGCAUAAAUUCAUUUGAAAUCGUGAGCUAGUCUUGUUUAAACCGUCUCUGUCUGCGUGCUCAAAAUGUAUUGGAGCGGUGCCGCAUUUUGUAUAUUUUUAUUUAUUACUCACACCUCAGGGGUACCCCCCGUAAUAAGAGUCGGUGCACUAUUUCCAAAACAUACGGGAAAACACAGCUCUGAACUGGCCUUUAGAUAUGCGGUUCAUAGAUUAAAUCGGGACAAGAGUCUUCUGCCAGAAACUAAAAUUGUCUACGAUAUUGAAUACGUCAGUCGAUUUGAUUCGUUUGACACAGUACAAAAAGUUUGCAGACUUGUGCAGGUUGGUGUUCAGGCUAUUUUUAGUCCAACCGACUCUGUUUUGGCAACUCAUAUAAAUUCUAUAUGUGACGCCCUGGAUAUUCCAGAUAUAGGUCGUUCCACCCACGACUUUUCCAUUAACGUUCAUCCAUCACAACAAUAUGUUAACAAUGCAUUCAUCGAUGUUAUACGCUAUCUGAAUUGGACUAGGUUCGGCAUUUUGUAUGAAAAAGAUUAUGGAAUUAUUAAUUUACACCAGCUUUCACGCUCCAUUCAAGCGGAAGUGCACAUGCGAAAAGUAUCCCAAGCAUCGUACCUGUCUGUACUGAACGAGUUUAAGAACAAAGAGAUACAUAACAUAAUAAUUGAUAUAAACUCGGACGGCAUUACAGCGUUGCUGAAAAAUAUUCUACAACAGCAGAUGAAUGAGUAUAAAUACCACUACUUUUUCACAAGCUUCGACCUGGAAACCUUUGAUUUGGAAGACUUUAAGUAUAAUUUUGUUAACAUAACAUCGUUUCGCCUGGUCGAUAUCGGUGAUGUAGCUGUGAAGGAAAUUUUGAAGGAUCUUGAGUUCUUUGGUCGGACAAUUUUCCAAGAAUCCGAUGCAAACUUGUAUUUACGAAAAGCUGUAACGAUUGAGACGGAACCGGCACUAAUGUAUGAUUCGGUUUAUGUGUUUGCUAUUGGACUGCAGACGUUGGAGCAGUCACAUACGUUGUAUCUAUCGAAUUUGACAUGUGACGAUGAAAUUCCGUGGAAUGGGGGCUUAAGCUUGAUUAAUUAUAUAAAUGCGGUUGAAUGGAAAGGUCUGACUGGUCCUAUUCAAUUUAAAGAAGGUCAGCGUGUUCAGUUCAAGUUGGACCUAAUAAAACUGAAGCAACACUCCAUUGUUAAAGUUGGAGAGUGGACACCCCAGGGUUAUCUCAAUAUAACCGAGCCUUCAGUGUUCUUUGAUUCCGGAUCAAUGAAUGUCACACUGGUAGUAAUAACGAUACUGGAAACGCCAUACGUAAUGAUGCAUUAUGGGAAAAAUUUUACGGGAAAUGAAAGAUUCUACGGAUUUUGUGUCGAUAUUUUGGAAACGAUUUCACACGAGGUUGGUUUUGAUUACAUACUAGAUCUAGUACCCGAUAGAAAGUACGGUGCCAAGGAUCCCGAAACCGGAGAAUGGAAUGGAAUGGUUGCACAGCUAAUGAAAUAUAAGGCUGAUUUGGCUGUCGGCUCUAUGACUAUUACAUAUGCAAGGGAAAGCGUUAUUGAUUUCACAAAACCGUUUAUGAAUCUUGGAAUCAGCAUAUUAUUUAAGGUACCCGAAUCAGAUCCAACCAGAUUGUUCUCUUUUAUGAAUCCUCUGGCAAUAGAAAUCUGGAUAUAUGUUUUGAUUGCGUAUUUUCUUGUGUCAAUUAGUAUAUAUAUUGUGGGAAAACUUUCUCCUAUCGAAUGGCACUGUAUUCACCCCUGUGACUUGGAUAACAUUACGAUUGGCAAUCAGUUUACAAUGUCUGACAGCUUCUGGUUCACUAUCGGAACAUUAAUGCAACAGUCAUCAGAUAUAUAUCCGAGGGCAACGUCAACACGUAUAAUUAGCAGCAUUUGGGGAUUUUUCUCACUGAUUAUUGUGGCAUCAUAUACUGCCAAUUUGGCCGCAUUUUUAACUACCGAACGAAUGAUAAACCCCAUUGAGAACGCCGACGAUUUGGCAACUCAGACUGAAAUUUCUUACGGCACAUUGGAGAGUGGCUCUACGAUGACAUUCUUUCGGGAUUCUAUGAUUGAAACUUACAAGAAAAUGUGGAGAAGCAUGGAUAACAAGAAGCAAUCGGCAUUCACUACUACGUAUGAAGACGGCAUAAGGAGAGUCAAUCAGGGCAAUUACGCAUUUUUAAUGGAGUCCACAAUGCUUGAUUAUAUUGUGCAGCGCGACUGUAACUUGACCCAAAUAGGGGGACUACUGGAUACAAAAGGAUAUGGCAUCGCCACACCUAAGGGUUCGCCAUGGCGAGACAAGAUAUCUUUGGCGAUAUUAGAGCUCCAGGAGAAGGGAGACAUUCAAAUGCUAUACGACAAGUGGUGGAAAAACACUGAUGAGACGUGUACUAGGAGGAGCACCAGCAAACAAUCAAAGGCCAAUGCAUUAGGGCUAGAAAGUAUAGGUGGUGUAUUUGUGGUCCUAAUGGCUGGGAUUAUUGUCGCAGUUAUUGUUGCGUUUUUUGAGUUUUGGUUUAAUUUUCAAUGCAAUGAAAACGCCAAAUCACUGCAGAAAAAUAUCUGCCACUUCGCUGAAGAAGCACAUACGGAUAGCGAAUGUGUUUACAUACCACCCAAGCGCUCUGUCUGGAUCGAAAUGUUUGAGGAACUUCGCUAUGCUUCGUGGUGCAUGAACAAACAAAAAAAACCAGAGCUUACUCAGAUAUGUAACGAAUGUCAGUUUAAUCAUGGAGCGAUGGAUUAGUAUUAACCUUUAAUUAAAUGAAUUACUACGAAUGUAAUUUAUUUAAUAUAUUUACUAAUACUAAGAAAUUAACAUCGUUUUUAUCAUAAUUAUUAUAACUACAAUUUGCAUAGUUUGAUUGAUAAAUGCGAGACCAAAGCUUCAUACCAUUGCCAAUUGUACGUCCCUAUUAUAUUAAUACCACAAUGUUCCCCCAAUUUACAUGUACAACAUGCACGAAAUAAAUACGAAAGGCAAUACGAUUGAAAACCACUUAUAAAUACAUAUGAGGACUUCUUAACAAUGAUUACACGAUAUCGAUUUCUACACCGGCAUAUAGCCAUAGGAGCUCUCUAUUUGCUUUUGACGAUAACUGUUCUUGGCCUCAUCUAUGUCCUGUCAAUCUUUAACAGCACUGAAUUACCAUUUAUGGUUAAAUCUCCAUCAUUGCCAGUGCAGAGUUCUAAAAAUCAGCAAAAGUCUAUUAUAAAUAUCGAUGAUAAAGAAAAUAAGCGUGUCUCUAGUAAUGGCCAAACAACACCACUCCUCCCGCUUACCAGUAACGAAACUAGUGAUGAUCAGCAACAUAUAUACAUCGACGAUGUUUAUAAGCCGGAAAAAGCGGUUAGGUCGUUUAAGUUGGAAUACUUUUCUACUCGUUCGUCUAAAUUCACAGCAAAUGGGGGACAGGGGCAUCAUGAACUGUCCCAAUUAACCUUAGAAUUAGGUUCCGGAACACCAACACGUAUUGAUAAAUUUAAUGAGCUCGACAGAUCAAGAGACACGUACGUUGAUAACGAAGAAGCAAGUGGAUCAUCAAUAUCUGAUGAUACAGAUAUAAACGUUUCUUUUGAUUUAGACACAAAAAAGUUCAUAAAACGCAUAAACUUACGAUUAUUGAAAAAAGCUGCGUCAAAUAUGACCGCGGGAAGUGCAAAGGGAAGAGAGCACGACAGUCUUUUAAAACAGAGAUCGGACAAUGGCAAGAUGCCUAAGAAGGGAGCAUAUAAAAAUAAAAAAAAAAUUGAAUUGCCAACUAAACAAAGGGAUCUUGGGAGCACAAAGCCAGUGGGACGCUUAUUGAUCAGAGAUUACCGAAAACAGGAACGUCGCAUCAUCAGCAACGAGAAGGAGAGUGCAGAUCGAUCCCGAAAGCUUUUAUUGUGCGAAAAAGAAACUGAAUCUGGAAUUGAAGUGGAAAAUGAGCUAUGCCGAAUGCUAUUUAAAGAAUCCUAAAUAAUUGUAUGUCCUUGUACAUAUGUGUGCCCAUUCGACUGUAAGACGCCGAUAUUGUAGUUUAGAUUGAAAUCACGAUAAAAUAUUUAGUCAAGGCAAAUAAAGCUAACUGAGGGUUGAGAUCUUGG
Molecule: messenger RNA, 4210 nt
Organism: Drosophila miranda
Lineage: Eukaryota; Metazoa; Arthropoda; Insecta; Diptera; Drosophilidae
Gene: Ekar
Product: glutamate receptor ionotropic, kainate 2
Exons: 14
Coding region: 177-2867 (896 amino acids)
Biological process (GO): monoatomic ion transport
Cellular component (GO): plasma membrane; postsynaptic membrane
Molecular function (GO): glutamate-gated receptor activity
Source: RefSeq, a predicted model, not a curated record